Messenger RNA from Nicotiana tabacum (common tobacco), 1812 nucleotides. RefSeq names its product sugar transporter ERD6-like 5. Gene Ontology annotation, cellular component: membrane. The record is from RefSeq and is a predicted model, not a curated record. Gene Ontology annotation, molecular function: sugar transmembrane transporter activity. Gene Ontology annotation, biological process: transmembrane transport; carbohydrate transport. NCBI's taxonomy places the organism in Eukaryota, Viridiplantae, Streptophyta, Magnoliopsida, Solanales, Solanaceae.
CCGUGGAAGCACGUGUGUCUCACUUUGUUUUCUUAAGCAAAUGAUCAACAACAAUUACCACACAUCAAUUCAAACUAGUUGAGGUCAGCUAUAUAAAUCAUAUCUAUCCAAUCUCCUCCAUUUACCGGAUUUCAUAUUCCAACAUUCAGUACUUGGGGUUCCUUAACGGAUAGGAGUUCUCUGCAAUUCCAAUUGAUAUAUGCAUCUCUAAACAGGCUAAAAAGCCUCCUAGCAAAUACUGACCCUAAUGCAGCAACAUAAUAUGACUGAAAGCAUGGAUGAAGGUUUACUAGAUAGGAGCAGUCCCAGCAACGCAAGUUCGGAAUUGCAUGUUACUGCAAGUAUUGUUUUGAGCUCCUCAGUUGCUUCCUGUGGUUACUUUGCCUAUGGAUUUGCUGUAGGAUAUGCAUCUCCUGCUCAAUCGGGGAUCAUGGAUGACCUGGGACUCUCUAUAGCAGAGUAUUCAGUUUUUGCUUCAAUCAUGACAUUUGGAGGAAUGAUUGGGGCUUUGAUAAGUGGAAAGGUGGCUGAUAUUUUUGGCAGGAGAGUUACAAUGUGGCUUUUGGAUCUGUUUUUUAUCUUGGGCUGGUGCUCAAUAAUCUUUGGCAAGAGAGCUUGGUGGCUUGAUGCUGGACGGUUGCUGAUGGGAGUUGGUUCAGGAAUUCAGUUAUAUGUGGCACCUAUAUACAUGUCAGAGGUCACACCAAAAAAAAUCCGCGGGUGCCUUGUAGCAGCUGCUUCAUUUACGCUGACUCUUGGCUUUUCACUGGCGUAUUACAUUGGGAAUAACAUGAACUGGCGAACUUUAGCUCUAGUAGGUGCUAGCCCUUGCUUGAUACAGUUGCUAGGUCUAUUCUUCAUACCAGAGUCUCCUAGGUGGUUGUCGAAAAUUGGUUUGGAUAAGGAGGUAGAAGCAUCACUACAGCGUCUGAGGGGGGGAAAUGCAGAUAUCUCCACUGAAGCAGCUGAAAUAAAAGACUAUACUAAAACAGUUCAACAACACUCAGGAUCCAAAUUUAUGGACAUGUUCAGUAGAAAAUAUGCUCGUCCACUGAUUGUUGGAACAGGGUUAAUGGCUCUUGUACAGUUUGGAGGGAACAGUGCGAUAUCUUCUUUUGCCAGUUCAGUUUUUAGAGCGGCUGGUUGUUCGGCAGACUCAGCAUCUAGAGUCAUGGCUGUUCUCCAGCUUCCAUUUGCUGCCAUGAGCAUUAUCCUUACUGAAAAAGCUGGACGUCGACUGCUUAUGAUGAUUACUUCAGCAGGGGCUUGCUUAGGAUGCUUUCUUGCAGCAUUGGGGUUUCUUUUAAAGGAUUAUCAUCAAUCAGCAGAGCUAACCUCUCAAAUGGUGUUCAUUGGCAUACUGCUCUUUUCUGUAUUUUUCACAAUGGGCAUGGGUGGUACACCCUGGAUUAUCAUGUCAGAGAUACUUCCUAUAAACAUCAAGGGUUCUGCUGGAAGUUUCAUUGCCUUGGUCAACUGUUUUACUUCUUGGAUAGUUUCUUAUGCUUUUAAUUUCCUAUUCCAAUGGAAUGCAGCAGGAGUAUUCUUCUUGUUUGCGUUCUUUUGUGGCUCAGUCCUUGUAUUCGUUGCAAUGCUGGUACCAGAGACUAAGGGACGGACACUUGAGGAAAUCCAGGCAUCGAUGACAUUACUAAAAUGAUAUGUUCUUCAUUCAUGAGUGCUUAUUUUAUCAUUCAGAACUAAAACUGUAUAUAGAGAUGGAUGUUUGUUAUGUUCAUAUGUAAAUCUUGUCUAAUAUAUCAUAAACAUGAAUGUGCUUAUGAGUUAGUAAAGAUCAGAGUUUUGGAAUUA